UGACAACUAAAAGUCGUGCGGGUUUCGCUUUUAGUUUACUAAGCUAGUCGAGUGCGGGGAGUUUCUUUUCUAAUUUAAUUAUAAAUAAUAAUUAUAUUUUAUACCUUUAUCAUAAAAUUACCUAUAUUGUGAUUAAUUAUUAAGGGUAUGUAGCAUUUAGUAAUAAGAAUUAAAUUUUGGGCUGGAACCGAUAGCUUAAAUUAAAUUGUGUAAACUUAUUUUCUUGAUGUGGCGGUAUUAUUUUUUAAGGCACAGCAAUGUGAAUAUUAUGUACCUGGUGUAAGGACUAUUAAGUGAAGUGAAGUCCAACGUGUGUAAACCUGUACCUAACUAAGUAGGUACAAAAUAUCUAUGGUCCCAUAAAAAAGAUACAUUAUGCACCAUAACGGAAUAUCUGCAUGCUAACGAAAACAAUGAUUUACAUAAAAUAUUAACAAAUAAUUAUAUUUUUAUGUUUUAAUUUAUAGAAUUUAUUGCUUUAUGACCAGCUACUAAUAAAGUCAGAUAUCUUAAUUAAUUUUUAUAUCGAUUCUGCACGAAUCGAUAAAGGUAUAAAAUAAAAUUUCCUUUGUCAGACCGCGACGCCAAGUAUUAUAAAAAAGAAACAUUUCAUAAUAUGGCGGCAAUUUGUAAAAACAUUAAUUUAGCAUAAAAUAAUUUGUUUUCGCGUAUUACGUUUGAAAUAUGGCAAACGAAGCUGUUUUAAAAUAUUUAGAAGACACAAAUCGGCCAUAUUCGUGUGCCGACGUUACGGCGAACUUACGAGGAGCGUAUUCGAAGGGCAAUGUCCAAAAGGCUUUAGAUUAUUUAAGCGAGUCUGGUAAAAUUAAAUGUAAACUGUAUGGGAAGCAAAAAGUAUACGCUGCUAUACAACCUGACGUUGUUGCUGCUGAUAACGAUGUGGAAGAUUACGAUACCCAAAUAAAAAAUCUCACCCAAGAGCUAUCAGAUGUAACAAAAACAUUAAAAUUAUAUGAAACAAAUCUAAAGAGUUUAACUUCUACACCGACUACCGAAAACGCUAAAACUAAAAUAGAUCUAAUAAAGAAAAAUCUAGAAGCACUAGAAACUAAACUUGCGAUAUUGCGAAAUUCUACAGAGGUCAUGAGUGCAGAGGAAAAAAAAACUAUUUUGGAAGAACAUGAAAAACUUGUUAAAGAAUAUAGAAAACGCAAGCGAAUCUCAUGUGAAAUGCUGGAGGCAGUGCUAGAAGGCUAUCCGAAGUCCAAGAAGACUUUAAUAGAAGAGCUGUGCAUAGAAACUGACGAAAUGGUUGAAUUCAAACUAAUGGACAGCGCGUGAUUAUAACGAAAUGAAUUAAUUUAUGUAAUACACGAUUAUUUUUUUACC
Molecule: messenger RNA, 1350 nt
Organism: Manduca sexta (tobacco hornworm)
Lineage: Eukaryota; Metazoa; Arthropoda; Insecta; Lepidoptera; Sphingidae
Product: homologous-pairing protein 2 homolog
Exons: 3
Coding region: 685-1302 (205 amino acids)
Biological process (GO): homologous chromosome pairing at meiosis; meiotic joint molecule formation; meiotic strand invasion involved in reciprocal meiotic recombination
Cellular component (GO): condensed nuclear chromosome; DNA recombinase auxiliary factor complex
Molecular function (GO): double-stranded DNA binding; recombinase activator activity
Source: RefSeq, a predicted model, not a curated record